GACUUUUUUUAACCGUGCAGCUGGUGGGUAUAUGUAACACGCUAGUGUUUUGGAUUAAGCAUUAAUGGGUAGUUAAUAUCACCGAAGGAAAUACGUUACCUCAUUGGAAAGAGUUAAAAACAACUCACCAAGGAAAACUUUCUUAAUAUUGUCAUUUACUAAACUAUAACAGUUGUGUAAUUAUUUAAGGCCUAUAAUAACUGGUGUAUCAAAUUAUAAAUAUAUCACGCUUCUAAUCACCAGUGCUAAAUUGUGACAUUAUCAAGAAUGAGUGUACCAAAACAUGAGAAAGUUCAACUAACAAUAUACGAAGCAGAUGUAGUUAAAUUAAUCUUGGAAUUUCUGGAAAAACGUGAUCUAGCAAUUUCUAUGUUAGCCCUAGAACGAGAAACUGGACAAGUAAAUGGACCAUUCAAUGAAGACAUAUUAUUCUUUCGUCAGUUAAUUUUGGAAGGUCAUUGGGAUGAUGCACUUGACUAUUUGGAACCAUUACGAGGUCCACCUGUUGAGUUAGACCUUAGAAAGCCCCGAUUUUUAUUAUUAAAACAUAAGUACCUAGAAUUAUUGUGUCUACGUGAUGUAAAUAACUUGGAUGGUAAUAAUUCAGCUAAUGGGAUCACCGGUGCUAAUGUUAAUGAAAAUGAUGUAGAUCAUGGUGUUGAACAGGUUAUUGAUUGUUUGAAACAGUUAGAACCUGAAUGUGAAACUCAAGCAGAAUAUCGUGAUUUAACUCUUUUGUUGACUUUAACACGAUUAGACCAACAUCCGGAUUAUCGUUAUUGGAAUCCAAGUUUAGGCCGUCUACAAUGCUUUAAUCAGAUCUAUCCGCUCUUGCAACCAUUUAUUCAACUUAGUAAACAUUCAUCUAGUGGUCAGGCAUCAACUGAUGAAAAUGCUCGUGGUGACCGACUUUUACGACUACUUGUUAAAGGAUUACUAUACGAAGCCUGUGUAGAUUACUGUGCUCUUAUGGCAACAGAACAGAAAGCUCAAAUGCAGAUAACUGGAAUUCUUGGAGGUGAUUUAGACGAAGAAGAAGAAACUGAACGUCUUUACAAUCAGAAUAUUUCUUUACAUACUACACAAAACAAUGAAAUAAAUCAACGUGCACAUACUCAUUCUACUAGUCAUUGUCGUCAACCUGUUGCACCAGAUUUAUCAUUAAAUUCAUGGCUUCAGUCAUUGAAACCAGUGAAUUUUAGUCAACCAUUUCAAUCAUAUGAAUUAGAUUUAAAAGUACAACCAAUUAAUCGACCAACACUUGAAUCUAGUUUAUGGCCAGAACAUAUAUUAACUCAACCUACUGUGAAACCACUUGUAUUUCCUUAUACUCAUAUACCAGAAUCAAAUACCAUAAUGGGAUCGAGUAUUCAACGUUCAGUAUUAUCAAUACAUAAUCCAGCUUUAAAAAGAGGCAAUCUUCAAGGACCCAGUGGUGAAUUAAUGCGAAGUCUAAUACCUGCUUAUGAAGGACUUUCCAGUGGUCUCUUACGCAUGAAUCCACCGUCAUUACAAAAUGAUCAAAUUAACGGUGAAUAUGAUAUCAAUCAUCAUAAUGGUAUCAAUACAGGUUUGCGUCCAGUUAUACGAAGUUCGGGCUUACCCAAUUUAUCUCGACGUGGUCCUCGUUUAAUGACUCAUUCUUUGUCUGGAUUUCGUCUUCCACCUAAUCCGAAUUUACAAUUUUUAAAUCAAAAAUCUAAUUCCAAUCAAACAGUAGCGUCUACAAAUUCACAAGAUAAUAAUACUAUGUCAGAGAAUAAAGUGCAAAAUAUUUCACCUGAUCAAAACACUACUGGAAAUGCUAAUUUAGAAUCGGCCACUAUUUCCGCCAGUAUGCAAGCUUCAGUGGAUCGGUUAUUCUCACUACAUGGUCAAAUGUCAUCUACUUCAACAGAUAUGAAUAGUUCUAUGGCAGAUCAUCAUGAACAUAACAUAUCUACAACAGUACGAAAUUCAAUGUUACUAUCUCGUUCUACUGCUAUAACAGGAGGUCAAAUGCAAUCAAUUACAGAAGAAUCACCUCAUUCAUCAUUUGAUCCUGUUAAUAAUGAACAAUUGGCAGUGAAACAAUCUGUCAGUGUUGAUGAUACUACCAAUCAUCGAAAAUCUCCAUCAUCUUCAUCACCAUGUAAUAGAACAAUGUCUGGUAGUUUAUCACCUAAAGAAAUGGUUGCAUCAAUGCAAAGUUCAAUUAUUAUCGAUAUAGAAAGUGAUAAAGAUGGUCAUAAACUCGGUUCACAUGCUGGUGAUUUACUGCAUGAAUUUCAAAAACGUCGUCUUGAUAGAGAAAAUUCUCAAGUGCUCAAUACUACUACUACUACCGGUGCUAAUAGCGAUGAUCAAUCAUGUUCAGUUACACCUAUCAUUAGUCAAGCUCCAAAAAAUCCUACUCAGCUAUCUGAAACUAUCGAACCUAGUGUAAAUGAAAAACCAUCUAUAGUUCAUUCUUCCUUACAACCUCAGUCACAACAUACUGACAUGGAUAGACCAUGUAAACUUAAUGGUGAAGUAUCGAACACUGCUGAUACCAGUCCCCAAACUCCACGUUACAUACCUGUAACAAUUUUAGAAGAUAGUCAACCAAUACGUUGUGUUGCAUUUCAUCCAUCUGGACGUUUAUAUGCUGUCGGUUCGAAUAGUAAAUUUUUACGUGUAUGCCAAUAUCCUAGUGUACAACACCUUAGUGCUAAGCAUGUAGCUACUUCUCCAGUAGUUCUAAUGAGACGUCAAAAGUACCACAAAGGUAGUAUAUAUUGUGUUGCUUGGAGUCCUGAUGGUCGUAUUAUCGCAACAGGAAGUAACGACACUACAAUUCGUCUACUUCAAAUGGAUCCAACAACUGGCAUACCAGAUGCUGCUUGUGGUGAUCCAGAAAUUGCAAGUACUGCUGGACAACCCAUUGAACUAAAAUAUCAUGAUGGUACAGUACGAGAUAUUGCAUUUCUAUUAGGAAGUUAUCCAUGUUCAGAUACAGUUACAAGCGCACCAAGUAGUCAUUUACUAAGUGCUGGUGCUGGUGAUUCAUGUAUUUAUCUUGUUGAUUGUAAUCGAGCCCAAACAUUUGAUCUAUCUGCACCGAAGUCCACACCACCUAAUUAUGUUGUACGUUCAAUGUCUGGGCAUACAGCUGCAGUUUACUCAUUAUCUGUAUGGAGUCCUGGUUCAUUGUUUGUUUCUGGUAGUGCAGAUGCUACUGCACGUCUAUGGGAUUUACGAGCUCCAGCGCCUGUGUUAAUUGUUCCAUCUUAUUCAGGUUCACAAGGUAGUGCAUUUGCUUCAGUCACUGUUGAACCGAAUUGUAAUUUACUGGCUAGUGGACAUGAAGAUUCAACAAUAUCAUUAUUUGAUUUACGUGGUGCUCGUUAUAUCAAUGCGUAUAGACCACAUUCAAAUGAAGUGCGUAGUGUACGAUUCUCACCAACUGCUUAUUAUCUACUAUCAGCUAGUUACGACAAACGUGUUAUAUUAACCGACUUUCAUGGUAUGAUCGAUGUAUUAUGUUGUUUCUCUCUCCUUUGUUUUAUCAUAAAUACUGGUUAACUUUUGCUAUGUAACAUUGUCUAUUUAUUGAAAAACAAUUAUAGUUUUAAUGUUGAUAUUGAUAAUAUAAACAUAAAAAUUUGAAACUCAUCGACGGUCUAUUUUCAGAUUAUGUAAAUUUACUGUCUAGAGUUAUUAUAUUCUAAUAAUAAUAAUAAUCCAUCGGAUGGAGAAUGCUGGUGGGCGGUCUAUGCUCUUCCACGAGGGGUAACAGGCGUAAGUAAUAUUGCGCUCUUUCGCUGUCUAAUCCAGUCACUACCACCUUCUUAAUUUUCAAACCGAUGUAUCGAUGCAGCUGAGAAUGUCCAAAACUGUUUACAUAACUUUGUUGCCAAACAAAAGCAAAUAUUUAUAUUUACAACUCAUACGUAUUAUAUAAGUCCCCGAUCAUUCCAGUGUUCUUAUCAUGAUUAAUUAUUUCAAACUGUAAGGAUCUUAUAGUACAUUCAAUGUUGUUUCACCAUAAGCUCUUUAUAAAAUCUGCAUUAAAAUGUUUAACUGUUGAUGAAUAAGUCUAUUUUUCUCCCUUUUCUAACAAGGUUUUAUUAUGUAUUUAUACAAUUUACAGUAUAAAUCGCAGUUUUACGUAUGCUGUUCUAGUAUGUUUAAUGUCUAUGUUCAAACCAUCAGUUCAUUAAAGUUAUUAAACAAAGUGAUCUGUUUUUUUUAUUUCUUCCAAAACUUGUGUUAUUGUCCAUCAAAAUAUGUAGGUGAUUUAUCUCAACCAUUGCCUUGUGUUCAAUUAGCUGAGCAUACGGAUAAAAUUAUACAAGCACGUUGGCAUCCUUAUCAAUUAUCAUUCAUUACUUCAAGUGCAGAUAAAAGUGUUAUUUCAUGGGCAUUACCUACUGUGUGAUGUGACAUAUAUAUAUAUUCUCCCAAUGAUCUCUUUGCUUCUAUAAAUACUAGGAUAAACUUAUUCAUUUCUAUCUCCUCAUAUACAUAAUUUUUAUUGUCUGUUCCACAUGCCUUCUUAUAUAUAAUGUAUUCAGCAUCUGAAUAAUUUUUUUCGCUGUCGUGUUUAUACUAAAUGAUUAUUAUUAUAUCCUUUCACCUACAUACAUUGAAAUCAUUUUGUAAUGAAGAAAAUUUAUCGUUUGUUUUGUGUUACCCUAAAUUGUGUAUAGUGCAAUAUAAACGCUUGAUAUCCUGGUGGAAUUUAUGGAUCAUAUAUUAUUUACUGUUUCUUAUUGAUGUAUCAAUGUACUCUUUUUAAAUAAGCUUGUUUCAGUUUGUACUUGUAUUAAUUUUUUAUAGGUAUAUGUUGACUUGCUUUCAGUGUGUGUAGGUUUGCUUGACUUUUCAGCUAUAAUUCCCAAUAUAAUAUUCAAGAGAUAUAUGUAUUCAUUAUGUUUUAGUUUGUGCUAUUAAAAUUUUCAUUGAUUAUCUUUCAGCAAAAACGAAAUACUUUUCAGCUUAUUAAAGUUUUGUGUGCAUAUUUGCUAAAUUUUUGCACUCUUAUAUGCUGCCUCAAAUAGCAAAAUUCUCGAUUAUACAUUGUAUGCAUUUCUACUGUGAUAUAAUUAUCUUUCCUUUUUACCUCCUUCAGCAUUAUCCUUUAAUUGUUUUGUGUCAUUUCACUUCAUGCACUCACGGUGUUUUAAUAUUGUUGUUAUUAAGUUUUUCUAAAAUAAAACAACUUAAUUUUAUCACGU
This is a messenger RNA of Schistosoma rodhaini, 5198 nucleotides long. Lineage: Eukaryota; Metazoa; Platyhelminthes; Trematoda; Strigeidida; Schistosomatidae. The record is from the annotation of a GenBank genome assembly.